CCCCAUCCUCGCGGCUGAGAUCGGGGGAGUGGAAGGAGCCUGGGCGUGGCGGCGGCUGCGCAGCCGCAGUGGGCGCGCUCGGGGCGGCCCGCCGAAGGAGGAGCCGGUAGCCCCCCCAUGCAGCAGGAGGGGGUAGAACUCCUCUGUUACGGGACGUCCUCGCCAGAGAAGGAAUCCUGGGGUCCAAGACGCGUCACGUGUUGGAGUAUCACGUGACUGGCGUGGCUACCGCCCUGGAAAAGUCGGUCACGUGGCGGGGAGGGGUCAUGUGACCUUGUGGCCGUUGGGCGGCGCGCGCCUGCCUCGGGAUGGCGGAGGAGUCUGCGGAGGAUUGGCUGCUGGAGUCCUUGCGGCUAUAUAAUGAUUUGCAUGUGUUUGAGCUCCAAGAGCCGACAAGAGUCAUUGAAUGGAUAGGAGAAAAAAGUGUCUGUGUAGCGGGAUACGAGAACUCCAAAAAAAAUGAAAUUCUCCAGCUCCUGUUGCCUCAAAAACUGUAUGUGAAAGAGAAGCAGGUGAUGGUGACUAAGUGUGAGAGGGAAACUGAGGCACAGAGAAGCAAAGCCACUGGUCUCAGGUUACCCAGCAGGGUUUGUGUCCCGAGAGAGAUUUCAAGGUGGAACGUGGUGGAUUUUCCGACCGCCCUGUGUACAGCCUGCGGCAUGUGCCAAACACUAGAUGUUGUUAAAUCUGUAAGUACCAUCCCUACGGGAAAUGACAGCAAGAAACCUUGGGCUAAAAUUGCAACCACUUUGGCCAGAACCCCCUGUGUCCUUCAUGGCUCAAGAGUCAACAAUGUCCAAAUUACAGAGAUUGAAUCAAAGAAAAACAUCUACACAGCAGCCUCUAGUAUCAGCGAUGAGGUCAGCGGCCUGGAAUUCCUGGACUGUAAUACUUUGCUGGCCUGCUGCGUGAAGGGCCAGCUGUGUCUGGCGGAUGUUCGACAGCCGCAGAGUCCCCUGGGCGAUACAUCCGUUCCUUCGGCACUCAGUGGGGAGCAGUGGUGCAUGGGUGUCAGUUCUGGUCUGCAGGGCUCUGAUGUGAAUGCACCCGCCAUAGCCCGCCUCUCGUCCGGAGGACAGCUCACACUAACAGACUUGAGAAAUAUCCCAAAGCCUCUGAAAUCAGCCAGGUGCAAAGUUUCUGCUGCCAGCCAAAGCGCGGAGUUCCUGUGCGUCUCCUGGGCUCCUGUUCUGGACGGAUGCCUCGCCGUUUCAGCUCCAUCAAUGCUCUACGCUGACCUGAAUUCAUCUCAGGGUCCACAGAUUGCUCCUGCACAUUGCUGUAGCAUCAGUCAGCACUCACCAAGCAGGGAGUUACAAACCAGUCAGCUUAACUUCAGUACCCACAAAGAGAAUGGAGCAAUUAAUCCAGCAGUCAAUUUGCAAACACCUAGAAGGCUUCAAUGGGACCGUUCACAUCUAUGACACACGGAACUGGCCUGUGUCUGGUGGAGAAACAGAGCCGCUGUUUAGUCACAAAGGACAUAUCUUCAGUGGCAUGGACAACGGCGGUGACUUUCCCCUGGUUACAACACAUGCUUGGCAUCCGUGGAAACCAAGAAUGUUGUUAUCAGCAGCAAGUGAUGGCUCCCUGCAUGUCUGGGACUGGGCAGAGUCUCACAA
Messenger RNA from Chrysemys picta bellii (western painted turtle), 1622 nucleotides. The record is from RefSeq and is a predicted model, not a curated record. NCBI's taxonomy places the organism in Eukaryota, Metazoa, Chordata, Testudines, Emydidae.